AUGAUUGCCGGCGUGUUACUUUCCGCUUUCGUCCUCGGGGGCCUGGGCGGCACCGCGGCCGCGCAGGACAACUUUGAGCCUGCCGACUUUAAUGUCACGAGCGAGCUCUUGACCCUGGGGGUCGACGUCAAUGCGCUCCCUGAUCUCUCGGGGCUGGCUGAGCGUGAUGACGCCGCGCCUUGCGCCGCAGCUUGCAAGUCGCUCUCCGACCUCUACGGCAGCAGCGUCUUCGCCCAAAACACAACCGUAUACAGUGACUUCACGGGCGCGUACUGGUCGUCGAUCCAGUCGGCGCUCCACCCUCUCUGCAUCUUCAAGCCGUCCAAGGCCGCGGACAUUUCCGUGCUCGUGCUGCUCGCCCGCCUGACGCAGUGCCCAUUUGCGUUCAAGAGCGGCGGCCACGCUGCCUUUGCCGGCGCGUCCAGCAUCGAGGGCGGCAUCACCGUGUCCCUUGAGAACUUCAAGGACGUUACUGUGUCGCGGGACAAGAAGACGGUCAAGAUCCAGCCUGGCAACAGCUGGGUCGACGUCUACAAGGUGUUGGACCCGCAGGACAUUACUGUUACUGGUGGCCGCGUCGCACGCGUGGGCACUGGUGGCUUGACGCUGGGAGGUGGUAUUUCCUACUUCUCAAACAUCUACGGCUGGGCUUGCGACAAUGUUCUUUCGUACGAGGUCGUCACUGCGUCGGGACGCAUUGUCCACGCGACGCCUACCGCGUUCCCUAAGCUUUACUGGGCGCUCAGGGGCGGCGGCAACAACUUUGGCAUCGUGACUUCGUUUACGUUUGAGGCGAUUCCCCUACCCAAGGGACAGAUGUGGGGUGGCACCAGGACAUACCUCGAGUCCAACUUCAAGGGCGUUGUGGACGCCUUUGCCGGCGUGGUCUCCAACUCGCCGUCGGACCCCAACGCCGGCCUCUGGGUCGCGUGGAUCCUCAAGUACGGCCUGAAGAUGGCCGCGACGGAGCUGUGGUACGCGAAGCCCGACGGCGCCAACGCCACCAUCUUCAACGACUUCAAGGCCAUGACGCCCAUUGCCGACAGCACGCAGAACCGCAACGUCAGCGAGUACUCGGAGGCGCAGCAGAAGACGAACCCGUACGGCCUGCGCGAGGUCUACUGGGACAUAACGGUCAAGGCGGACGCGCGCAUCGCGCACAUCGCCCGCGACAUCUACUACGAGGAGCGGCCCGCGAUCGCUACCCUCGAGGGCGCCAGCCCCGUGCUCGUCUUCCAGGGCAUCACCGAGGGCCAGAUGAAGCACAUGAGCAAGAACGGCGGCAACGCCGUGGGGCUCGACUACCAGAACGGCCCGCUGUACCUCAUCCAGAUUGCCUGCUGGUGGAACAAGGAGGCCGACGACAAUGCCAUCUACGCCUUCACCCGCAAGGUCAUGGACCGCAUCACGGCCGAGGCGACGGCGCUGGGCGUCCAGAACGACUACAUCUACAUGAACUACGGGAGCAAGUUCCAGAACGUCAUUGCUGGCUACGGCGCGGACAAUGUCAACAAGCUCCGCGACAUUGCCAAGCAGUACGACCCCAAGGCCGUUUUCCAGACCCUGCAGCCCGGUCACUUUAAGCUUGACCGCGCUCCCGUCCCGAGCUAA
Messenger RNA from Purpureocillium lilacinum, 1611 nucleotides. RefSeq lists its product as uncharacterized. Gene Ontology annotation, molecular function: FAD binding. The record is from RefSeq and is a predicted model, not a curated record. Lineage: Eukaryota; Fungi; Ascomycota; Sordariomycetes; Hypocreales; Ophiocordycipitaceae.